AUGUGGCCCAGGGAUAUCCUUCCCAGCUGCUUUGAAAAGCGUUGCCGCGUCAUGCUCUUCUCCUACAAUGACGGCCUCUCCGUGAAUGACGAAGACACUCGCUUCAUCAAGCAUUGUGAUCGGCUUCUUCGACUUCUCAUGGAGAACCGACUUGACGACCCUACUCGACCAAUCGUCUUCAUCUGCCACGACAUUGGUGGGAUUAUCGUCAAAGAGGCAUUGGCCAAGGCCCAUUUGGACAAGACCGGCACCAUCCAUAUCAUUGAUCAGUGCACUCGCAUGCUAGUCUUUUUCAACACUCCUCACCACAACGUUGCCAAGUCUGUGCGAAACAUUGCCAGCGCUGCCGUCCGUCCCACGCCUCCUGAGGUCCUUGACAUGCUUGACAAGGCAUGCAACGAGCACGUUGAACGCAUCGCACCUCUGGAGAACCGAGGCCGUCUCUACCGUCGACGUGUGGUCAUCAACUUCCAUGGUACUAACUGGUACCGCGGCAAGCAUCUCCUUGUUGAAAAGGAAGACGCCGUGAUAAAUGCCAGACCCGAAUAUUGGGAGAAGCAUUUCGCCAUCUACGGCGAUCACACGUCCAUUUGCAGGUAUCCAAACAGCGAGGACAUCACCUGCGAGACUGUUCUCAAGACGAUUGGCCUCAACACCUAUCUUGCCUUGCGUAUGUUCCCUACUCUCGAAAUUAUCCACAGGGCGAAGUUUCGCCUUUGA
Molecule: messenger RNA, 720 nt
Organism: Trichoderma breve
Lineage: Eukaryota; Fungi; Ascomycota; Sordariomycetes; Hypocreales; Hypocreaceae
Exons: 3
Coding region: 1-720 (239 amino acids)
Source: RefSeq, a predicted model, not a curated record